Messenger RNA from Polychytrium aggregatum, 3845 nucleotides. RefSeq lists its product as uncharacterized. Lineage: Eukaryota; Fungi; Chytridiomycota; Chytridiomycetes; Polychytriales. Gene Ontology annotation, molecular function: calcium-activated cation channel activity. The coding region runs from base 219 to 3656 and encodes 1145 amino acids. The record is from RefSeq and is a predicted model, not a curated record. The transcript is spliced from 7 exons. Gene Ontology annotation, cellular component: plasma membrane.
CGCCCUUUGGCUCCCCUUCCUCCCCUCCAGUCUGCGCCCAGCCGACCCGCCAUCCCAAUCCCGCCCUUUCCUCCGGCGAGCCCGAGCCCGUUGUCAAGCCGAACGACUCGCCGUCCAUCGCUGUGCAUAUCUACGGCCUCGCACCCCCCCCCUUGCACAUCCGCCCAUCCACCCGGCGGCCCAUCCACCCAACCCGCACCAGCAACCCACCGGCCACGAUGCUCGAGUCCUUCGGCGACGAGCCAAAGUCGCAGCACAACAUGGCAAUCCUGGUGCCGAUGACGCUGUUCGGCUCUAUCGGCGUCUUUUGCAUCUUUGUCUUUUGUCUGGUCCGCACCAGCUUCGUGGACAUUUACUCGCCAAGAAGCUCGCUCAAGAGUGGGCGACCCCCCAAGAUCCCAAAGGGUCUGCUAUCGUGGAUUCCUAUCACGGUAUCGGCCUCCCAGGACUUUAUGAUCUCGACAGUCGGCCUCGACGGCGUCAUGCUUCUCCGCUUCUUUGGUGGCAGCGCAAAGUUCUUUGGGCUGCUGACCUUGCUGGGCCUUGCGUUUGUCGCCCCAUCCAACUACUUUGCCCAGCCGUUUCCCAAGAACUCGCAUGCCCUUGACGAGCAACGGCUGCUCAAGGCCCUCAGCAUCGACAACGUCCCAAACAACUCGCCGUUUCUGCGGGCCAAUCUGCUCUUCACCUGGGUCUUCUCCAUCGUCGCAUACGGGUUCCUGGUUGCGUACUACCGCGGCUAUGUCGGCAUCCGGCUCCGCUACUACGAAAACGUCCUGAAUCGGUCGCAGCUGAGCAAGAUCGAGACCCGCACCAUCAUGGUUCACAGCAUCCCGGCCGAGCUCCGCCACGAGGUCGACCUGGCGGCCUAUUUUGAGGGCCUUGGCAUCGGAACGGUCGAAAACGUGGUUAUUUGCCGUACCUGGACCCGCUUGCGCCAGGCCGUGAGCAUGCGUGCCUUCUGCCUGACCAAGCUCGAGAAGAUCUACGCCGACAUGUUGCGCCGGGCCCACAGUAACCACAAGGUCGACCGCUUCCGGUUCCUCUGGGCAUGGCUGGGCCUCGACAACACCCCCAACGCUGACGCCCACCAUGCCGCCCGUGCUCCGCACGAGACCAGAGCCAUGUACAGCCACGGCGACGACGACGACAAUGCCGAUCUUGAAGAUCCUGCUGCCGAGUCCUCCCGCCGGCCGCUGCUGGACCGCUCCUCGCGCUCCCGCCGGUUCUCCAACGCCGAUCCUGCCGACACUGCGAUUUUCGAGAUCAUGUCCCGGGUCAACGCCAUGGACCCGGCCCUCCGGCCUGUGCACAAAACGGGUCUGUUUGGGCUCUUUGGCCAGACCAUCGACUCGGCCGACUACUACGCCGAGCAGUUCCGAGACUGGGACGAGAAGGUCAACCGCCUGCGCCGACACCAUGACUCAUCAUCGACCACGGCCGUUGGCUUUGUGACCUUCCAGUCCCCCGAGAGCGCGAUCGUUGCCUCUCAGGCCGUCAUCCACCGUCGCCCGUUUGCAUGCAUGGUCAAGAUGGCCCCCGAGCCGCGCGACAUCUACUGGGCCAACCUUUCGUCCCGCGCCGCCUCGACCUACAUCAAGCUCCUCAGAAGCAUCUUUGUCUAUGGAACCCUCUUUGCGAUCAUCUUCUUCUCCGUCACGGUCAUCUCGACCGUGAUUGUUCCCCUCGUCAGCUUGGACAAGCUGCCGGAGCUGUUCCCGUGGACCAAGGAGUGGAUCGAGCAUCUGACCCCCAUCCAGAGAGACAUUGUCAACAGCGCCUUGCCCGCGAUGAUCCUUUCCGCCUGGCUGGGCCUGCUGCCGUCGCUGUUGAUCUUCCUGUCGCAGAUCCAAGGCAUCGAAGCCGAGAGCUUGAUCGAAUCCUCCGUGCUGUCAAGGCUCUUUUUCUACCAAACCUGGAACGUCCUCAUUGCUAUCUCCGGAAGUAGUUUGUUCAUUUCCGCGAUCAACAAGGGAACGAUUUUGGAGACUCUCGGCAAGCUGUGGACUGAGGCAUCCCCGCUCUUGAUGAACUACGUUGUGCUGCAAGCCCUGGCCACGUACCCGGCGCAGCUGCUUCUGGUUGCGCCCGUCGUGUUGACCUGGAUCAACCGAAGGGUACCGUGGGCCCAGAACUCGCCCCGCGACUAUUCCACGGCAUACUAUCCCUCGAUUCUGAACUCGAUCAAUUACGGCAUCGUCUACCCAGUUCCGCUCCUGAUUUUUGUUGCCGGUCUGAUGUACGGGCCCAUGGUUCCGUUGAUUCUGCCGUUCUGCACCCUGUUCUUUGCGGUCGCCUGGCUCAUCUACAAGUACGUCCUCCUGUACGUGCACCUCCCGCGGUAUGAAACCAACGGCACGCAUGUCACGCUGAUCGUCAACCGCUGCCUUGGAGGCGUGACGUUGAUGCAGCUGGCGAUGAUGUCGGUGCUGGUCUUCAAGCACGUCGACAACAAGGACAACCGCACGCUGGGACAAGCUGGAUCGCUGAUCGACGACCCGCAGGAGACUCUGCAGCUCACUCCGAGUUUGAAGGUCAUCCUGGCGAUCCUGCCGCUGCUGUUCCUGAACAUCUUUGUGUACUGGUGGCUGAAGAACGGCUACGAGGCCAUCGUCAGUCAUCCUCCGCUGGAGGUGAUUGGCAAGAUUGUCAAGGCCCACUCUCGCUCGGUGCAAGAGCAAGCGUCUCGUCUGCAGGCACAGCCCCAGUCCCAGCAGCAACAGCAGCCUCAGUCGCACGAAGAUGAUGUUGUCGAUGGAUCAGUCCACCCCCAGAUCCGGCCCGAGGCUUCCCCGAUCCUCAACCGCGCCGCACGCUCAGGAAACCACGGCCAGAUGCUCGGCCAUGGCCGCAACAACCUGGCGCGCGCUCGUGGGGGGCCCAGCCACUCGAUCAGCAAGGCUCAUCUGCGCAACUCGAUCGGCCAGGAGCUAGGCGCCACCAGCUCGCGCAGCCAUACAGCCUUCCAGUCCGACCAGGACGACUCGGAGGCCAGUGCCAGCGUGGACGACGGCUUUGGGACUCCAAGCGAAGCCGGUAGCAGCGACGGCGCCAUACCGUCGCCAUCACUUUCGGGUGCAGACGGCAUGGGCAUCAUCCAUCCGCAAAACACUCUGGACAUUGCCGAGCCCACGGCCACGGAGGAACAGGGCCUGGUCAGCGACGACUUUGCCGAGGGCCGGUACAACCGCAACCGCGUGCAGCAUCUCGAGCCGCCGAUGAUCCGUGUCCCCGGCAUUCUCGAUGCGCCCGUGACCUUCAACUCGGCCUUGAUUCCAGAGGGCGACGAGGCCGAGCUCAUGCUGGACCCCAACAGCAACGAGGAUAUGCAGGUCCACACGUACAUCCACCCGGCCCUGAUCGGCCGCCUCCCGGUGGCCUGGAUCCCCGGCCCAUCUCAGCCACAUCGACUGGUGGAAGCCCGGCAAGACCAGGCCCGCAUCCAGCGCGAAACAUAUCGACGCAUCGUGGCCAAGCAGCGUGCCGAGAUCCAGGUGAUCGACCAGCGCACGGACGACGAAGUCGAGCCCGCAGGUCGCCCGCACGCCCGCGAUCGCCACAGACCCGCAACCGACGAGCCCCAGGAAGGAGUCAUAGGCCGAGUCAAGAGCUUCGUGGACGGCCUCACCAGCUGGGCGCAUAUGCAAAUGUCGUGAGCGCGUGGGUCGAAGGGAAGCACUUUCAAGACGUUGGCUACCACUGUUGUCAUGCCACCGCACCCCCCUGGUCGGUCGGUCCCAUGCUCGUUUAUUAUCGUUUGUCGUGCACGGCGGUCGUGUCUGUACUGUCAUUGUCUAUUCUACAGUAGCCCGUUCCAAUGCAAUAAAGACCGGGCGAGUCUUUUA